Molecule: messenger RNA, 1567 nt
Organism: Paramisgurnus dabryanus
Lineage: Eukaryota; Metazoa; Chordata; Actinopteri; Cypriniformes; Cobitidae
Gene: gpsm1a
Product: G protein signaling modulator 1a
Biological process (GO): establishment of mitotic spindle orientation
Cellular component (GO): cell cortex
Molecular function (GO): G-protein alpha-subunit binding; GDP-dissociation inhibitor activity
Source: RefSeq, a predicted model, not a curated record
CAACCGUGAUGUAAGCGGAGAGGGGCAACUGCGCCCCAUUUCUCUAUCUCUCCCCCCUCACUUUCCCUUUCUCUCUCUCUCUUCCCCUCGAAAACAGACAGCCCUGAACACAGGAAAGCUGGGUGUGGAAGAUAUGGAAGUCAUUCCCAUUUUUCCCGGAAUAUAAGGAAUUUUUUCUCAUUUGUGGUUGUUUGUUUUUUAUGUCAGUGCAUGCAGGACAGGAACGUCUUGGGCAAAAAUAUGAUAUCUGGCAUAAAAUUCAUUUAGUGCCAGAGGCUGUGGCUGUUGGUGUAUGGCUGAUCUCACAUGAAGUCCCCAUAGACAGCGCUUUUGUGAACUUAAUUGGUUUUGGAUUUUUUUUGAGAAGGAUAAAACUGUAAGGUCCAGUCACCUCUAAUGAGGUCUGCCUUUACACGCAACUCAGAGACGCCAGAAGCAGCGGCAUGGAGAAGCGACGGUGCCAGCAUCGUCGACAGCCCGAUGCCCAGGGCCAAGAGGCCUCAGCAGGGUCCCAGUCCUCCAUACCUCAGUCUCCUCUACUGUCUGGAGCCUCAUCUCUCAUCUCUCUCGCCCAGACGGAGGAGUUCUUUGACCUGAUAGCCAGUUCGCAAAGCCGCAGACUGGACGACCAGAGAGCCAGUAUAGGGGACCGUCUGGGCAUCAGGAUAGCACAAAAUAACGUGGGGCACUUUUGUGAGGCAUGCAACGCACAAGAACCUAGUGAUGAGUUUUUCAACAUGCUCAUAAAAUACCAGUCCUGCAGAAUCAACGAUCAGAGAUGCUCACUGCCACCAGCACCAGACCCAAAUGAGGACUUCUUCAGCCUAAUCCAGAAAGUUCAAUCCAAACGGAUGGAUGAACAACGGGUUUCUUUCUACCCUGACGAAAAGGACGAAACAGACUUGAAUCACGAGUCCAAAACCUCUAAAGAAUCAAGCUAGAGACACGCUUCAUGUCACGGGCCACAAAACGUUUCUCUAAACCCAUAACAGGACUCUCUGGCUGCGCAUUUUGGAGUACCUCCAGGGGUUAAGGGGGAGUAAUAUAGGACAGUAGUAGAAAUAUUACAUGGUGAUCGUAAAGGUGAUGUUUAUGUUCCAAACAUUGUUAAUGUUUGUGUGCGGAUUUCAACGUAAAACAACACCAUGGAAAUCGAUUAGCAUACUGAUGCGUUGAUGGGUAUUAAUAGAACUAACAGCUCUCACAGAAAAACAGUAUAGACAAACAACUGUUGAGCGUAACUCGCGAGCAGGUGCGUGUUCGAUUAGAUGGAGUGGAAAGUAUGUCAGCACACAUUGAAUAUGAAUUGACUGAUUCGCAGCAGAUGGGUGAAACUGCAUUUGGCAUGACAUUGGAUUUCCAUGGCAGGGAUCAGUUGGUGGUCUUAUUUUGCCGUAAUAAGUAACAUGACGACUAAAUACUAGUUACAGUAGUAUUUAGAUAAGAGAUACUUAUCAAAGAUGAGUAUGAAUUGUACAUGUUGUCUGUCUGUAAAAAGUGCAUAGACUCCAUUGACAGAGCACUGUUUAACAUGACUUUGUCGUAUUGGAAUAAACGUGAUGUUUUA